This is a messenger RNA of Onychomys torridus (southern grasshopper mouse), 6182 nucleotides long. RefSeq names its product phosphatidylinositol-4,5-bisphosphate 3-kinase catalytic subunit delta (gene Pik3cd). Gene Ontology annotation, cellular component: plasma membrane; cytoplasm; phosphatidylinositol 3-kinase complex. The transcript has 23 exons. Bases 1408 to 4548 code for a protein of 1046 amino acids. Lineage: Eukaryota; Metazoa; Chordata; Mammalia; Rodentia; Cricetidae. The record is from RefSeq and is a predicted model, not a curated record. Gene Ontology annotation, biological process: phosphatidylinositol 3-kinase/protein kinase B signal transduction; cell migration; phosphatidylinositol-mediated signaling. Gene Ontology annotation, molecular function: 1-phosphatidylinositol-4-phosphate 3-kinase activity; 1-phosphatidylinositol-3-kinase activity.
CGCCCCCUCCCCCGUUCCUCCCUUCCCCCUGUCCCGGAUUCCCAGCCCAGCAGUCGGCAGGAUCCCUCCCUCCCUAGCUUUGCCCUUGAACCAAGAGGGGCUAACAGAAGUCAUACGGAGGCCUGGAGUUCCUGUCCAUCUUCCACGUGGGACUUACUCCUUCCUACUAACCCUGGUGCAAUUUUUUUCCUGGCUCCUUAUCUCCAGUCCUGAAUUCCUGAGGAUGCAAUCCUCUGAGCUCCAUCAUGCUUUCUGCUUUCUCCUUCCGGUUUUCAAAGCGCUUUCUUUCUGCACUCCCUUCAGGUUCCAUGGUCCGUGCUACUACUGUUUGCUAUUUUCACUGGUCAGCAUGUAAGUUAUUUCUUCUUUUAGUCUUUGGACAAAGCCUGGAGUGUCUCUGCUGAUAGUUUCUUGGAAAGCCCUAGUGGUCCACCCUGGAUGCCGAACUGAAGGAUGUGUUCACACCCACCCAGGCUCCUGCAGCAGGGUUGCUGAGCAUCCAUUGCAGGGCCUGUGCUGGCAGACUAGAGGACUUGAGCUUGGCCCCUGGGAAGUCUGUGUUUCUAGUAUACACUGUUUCUAGUGUACUCCUAUGGGCUUUGCUUUGGUCUUAGGGAGAAGCCAGUAGUUGGUGAGUGUGAUCUGUGCCUCCUCAUCAGCCCUUCCCACUCUACCUAUUGGGAUGGAGGCUUAAGUUGCCCCACUGCCCAGGUGCCCAGGACCAGGGUGUCUGUUAUUCCCCUCUUAGGGGUCAGGUUCUUAGUAGGGAUGCUCCCUCUUCUCACAGGCCUCCUUUUCAUCUCUAGCCCAGCAAGGAAGACUUUUCCUUUAGUCUUGGCUUUGAAAGCAAAUCCGCAUGGAGAGUCAAGGUCUAAAGUUCAGGAGCCUACUUCUUUUGCAGCCAUGAGAUGAAAUUCAAACUCAGGCAUGGCUCAGAUCAAUUAACUUUGCUCUAAAAAAAGAAAAUAAAAGAAAACCAACAAACAUCCGAGUCACCUGUGUGUACGCCCCUGCUUCAGGUCUGGAAAUGCUUCUGUGCCAUCACGGGGAGCUGGGGUGCUACUGACCCAGCAACAUGGGAUUGGUUUACAAGAAGAGACACAGGUGAAAUGGUUCCCUUCAGUGCUGGGGGCUUUUUGCAUGCUAGGCAAGCACUCCCACUGAGCUGUAUCCACUGCCCUGAGAUAUACCCCAUACCAAAAUGUCCUGGUUUCUGAAAUUCUGUGUUUAAAAUGUUCUUUCCUCAUCUCAUCUUUUCAGAAUUAUGAGGAGCUGAGAGUCCCCAAAAGUGGGAUGAAGUUCACUGAUGGCAAAGCCCCUUUAAUCUCCCAGGCAGAAGGGCCUUGGCUAGUCUUUCUUGGCCCAUCCCAAAAAGGAGAACUGGCCUCAGAGCAGUAAGGCAACAGAAUGCCCCCUGGGGUGGACUGCCCCAUGGAGUUCUGGACCAGAGAGGAGAGCCAGAGCGUGGCUGUGGACUUCUUGCUGCCCACGGGGGUCUACCUGAACUUUCCAGUGUCCCGAAAUGCCAACCUCAGCACCAUCAAGCAGGUGCUGUGGCAUCGCGCUCAGUAUGAACCGCUCUUCCACAUGCUCAGUGACCCUGAGGCUUAUGUGUUCACCUGCGUGAACCAGACAGCCGAACAGCAGGAGUUGGAGGAUGAGCAGCGGAGACUGUGUGACAUCCAGCCCUUCCUGCCAGUGCUGCGGCUGGUGGCCCGAGAGGGAGACCGGGUCAAGAAGCUCAUCAACUCCCAGAUCAGCCUCCUCAUUGGCAAAGGUCUCCAUGAGUUUGAUUCUCUGCGGGACCCAGAAGUGAAUGACUUCCGCACUAAGAUGCGCCAGUUCUGUGAAGAGGUUGCUGCUCGCCGCCAGCAGCUGGGCUGGGAGGACUGGCUGCAGUAUAGUUUCCCCCUGCAGUUGGAGCCCUCAGCAAGGAGUUGGCGAGCCGGCAUACUGCGUGUCACCAGCAGAGCCCUGCUGGUCAAUGUGAAGUUCGAGGGCAGUGAGGAGAGCUUCACCUUCCAGGUAUCCACCAACGACAUGCCCCUGGCACUGAUGGCCUGUGCCCUCCGAAAGAAGGCCACAGUGUUCCGGCAGCCUCUGGUGGAGCAGCCUGAAGACUAUGCACUUCAGGUGAACGGGAGGCAUGAGUACCUCUAUGGCAGCUACCCGCUGUGCCAGUUCCAGUACAUCUGCAGCUGCCUGCACAGCGGACUGACCCCCCACCUGACCAUGGUCCACUCCUCCUCCAUCCUCGCCAUGCGGGAUGAGCAGAGCAACCCUGCCCCCCAAGUCCAGAAACCACGCACCAAACCUCCCCCAAUCCCUGCUAAGAAGCCCUCCUCGGUGUCCCUGUGGUCCCUAGAGCAACCGUUCUGCAUUGAGCUGAUCGAGGGCAGCAAAGUGAAUGCGGAUGAGCGGAUGAAGCUGGUUGUACAGGCUGGGCUCUUCCAUGGCAAUGAGAUGCUGUGCAAGACGGUGUCCAGCUCAGAGGUGAGCGUGUGCUCGGAGCCCGUGUGGAAACAGCGGCUGGAGUUCGACAUCAGCAUCUGUGACCUACCGCGCAUGGCUCGGCUCUGCUUUGCACUCUACGCCGUUGUGGAGAAGGCUAAGAAGGCGCGCUCUACAAAGAAGAAGUCCAAGAAGGCAGACUGCCCCAUCGCCUGGGCCAACCUCAUGCUGUUUGACUACAAAGACCAGCUCAAGACUGGGGAAUGCCGCCUUUACAUGUGGCCCUCUGUCCCAGAUGAGAAAGGAGAGCUGCUGAACCCUGCGGGUACAGUGCGUAGCAACCCCAACACAGAGAGUGCUGCAGCCCUGGUCAUCUGCCUGCCUGAGGUGGCCCCCCAUCCUGUGUACUUCCCUGCCCUGGAGAAGAUCCUGGAGCUGGGGCGUCACGGGGAGCGCGGGCACAUCACAGAGGAGGAGCUGCAGCUGCGGGAGAUCCUGGAGCGGAGGGGCUCUGGGGAGCUGUAUGAGCACGAGAAGGAUCUGGUGUGGAAGCUUCGACACGAAGUCCAGGAGCGUUUCCCAGAGGCUCUGGCCCGCCUGCUCCUGGUCACCAAGUGGAAUAAACAUGAGGAUGUGGCCCAGCUGUCCCAGAUGCUCUAUUUGCUGUGCUCCUGGCCUGAGCUGCCCGUGCUGAGCGCCCUGGAACUGCUGGACUUCAGCUUUCCUGACUGCUACGUGGGCUCCUUUGCCAUCAAGUCCCUGCGGAAGCUGACGGAUGAUGAGCUUUUCCAGUAUCUUCUGCAGCUUGUGCAGGUGCUCAAAUAUGAGUCCUACCUGGACUGCGAGUUGACCAAAUUCUUGCUGGACCGAGCCCUGGCUAACCGCAAGAUCGGCCACUUCCUCUUCUGGCACCUUCGCUCUGAGAUGCACGUACCAUCGGUGGCCCUGCGAUUUGGCCUCAUCAUGGAGGCCUACUGCAGAGGUAGCACCCACCACAUGAAGGUGCUGAUGAAGCAGGGGGAAGCACUGAGCAAGCUUAAGGCACUGAACGACUUUGUGAAGGUGAGCUCUCAGAAGACCACCAAGCCCCAAACCAAGGAGAUGAUGCAUAUGUGCAUGCGCCAGGAGACCUACAUGGAGGCCCUGUCUCACCUGCAGUCUCCGCUGGACCCCAGCACCCUGCUGGAGGAAGUCUGUGUGGAGCAAUGCACCUUCAUGGACUCCAAGAUGAAGCCUCUGUGGAUCAUGUAUAGCAGCGAGGAGGCGGGCAGUGCUGGCAGCGUGGGCAUCAUCUUUAAGAACGGGGAUGACCUCCGCCAGGACAUGCUGACUCUGCAGAUGAUCCAGCUCAUGGACGUCCUGUGGAAGCAGGAGGGCCUGGACCUGAGGAUGACCCCCUAUGGCUGCCUCCCCACUGGAGACCGCACAGGCCUCAUUGAGGUGGUUCUUCACUCGGACACCAUUGCCAACAUCCAACUGAACAAGAGCAACAUGGCGGCCACAGCCGCCUUCAACAAGGACGCCCUGCUCAACUGGCUCAAAUCCAAGAACCCUGGGGAGGCCCUGGAUCGAGCCAUCGAGGAAUUCACCCUCUCCUGUGCUGGCUACUGUGUGGCCACGUAUGUGCUGGGCAUUGGUGACCGACACAGUGACAACAUCAUGAUCCGAGAGAGUGGGCAGCUCUUCCACAUUGAUUUUGGCCACUUUCUGGGGAACUUCAAGACCAAGUUUGGAAUCAACCGGGAGCGAGUCCCCUUCAUCCUAACCUAUGACUUUGUCCACGUGAUCCAGCAGGGGAAGACUAAUAAUAGUGAGAAAUUUGAAAGGUUCCGCAGCUACUGUGAACGAGCCUACACCAUCCUGCGGCGCCACGGGCCGCUCUUCCUCCACCUCUUUGCCCUGAUGCGUGCUGCAGGCUUGCCUGAGCUUAGCUGCUCCAAAGAUACCCAGUAUCUCAAGGACUCUCUGGCACUAGGGAAGACCGAGGAAGAGGCGCUCAAGCACUUCCGGGUGAAGUUCAAUGAAGCCCUGCGGGAGAGCUGGAAAACCAAAGUCAACUGGUUGGCGCACAAUGUGUCCAAGGAUAACAGGCAAUAGGGCCUCUCCUGGUCACCAUGUGGAGGUCCCUCCUGGCUCUCAGGCCUAGAGGUAAACUGUCAGCUCUGGGAACCCGGCACACUCAGUGGUCAUCAGAGGCCCCAACACCUGAACUGUUCCUCAUGGGGAAGAACCACACAACUGCCUCUUGUUUACACUGGUUAUUUAUUUACAACUCAAAAUGUUUAAGGAACAGAACAGCCAUAAAUGGAACUGUCUUUGUGGAGGGGAGGGGCAGUCCUCGUGACACACCCCCCACCCCAACCCUGUCAGCACUGUAAGCAGCGCCUUGAGGAUUACGCCUCUAGUCUUCCAACCUGUGGGUCUUGGCCCAGCGAACAAUUCUUGGGGCCUUCUUCCCAGGCUCCCCAGCAGGCUGCCUGGAGCAAGCCUGGAAGUCACCUCCCAUCCAGACAGGACACCUCAAUCCUCAGCUCCCCUCGGCCACCUCUGUGUGGCCCACCUUUGGUGACCUUCACCAACCACGCCUCCGGCAGCUCCCAAGGAAGCCAAGGUACCCUCUAGACUCAGGCACACUUGCUUUGCACUGUUAAAGUGACCUCUUGGAUAUGGGGACACCCUCACCUUUUAUUUCGGGUAAGAAAAUGAUAGCCAAACUAUGUACAGAACUCUAGGCUGGGGAGAAAGACCUGGGCCCUGCUAUGUAUAGUAUGUGUCAGGCCUCAAAACACUCAAAAACUGGCGACUGAUUGAGCCCAGUGCGGUCACCAAUCAGGUUGGAAUGGAGUCCUCUGUGCAAUGAUUGUGAGCCAUACCUGAAGGCAGCUGUAUGGAAGGGCAGGACUGACCUCUCCUGGAGCUGUCCCCUUGAAAGGCAGCUGGGGAGCCAGGUUCUGAAGUUGAAGGCAAGAGCGAAAUUAAAGUAGCCUGGGCUUUUAUCCUUGAAAAGGAAUGGAUCAGAGCGACCCUAGAAACGCAGGUCUGAGCCGCCUCCUGGGCUUUCCAAAGCCAUGCUGGCAAUGGAGCUAGGUACCUGGACUUUUGGACACUCAGGGAUCUGGGGACACAGCUCAAUGGUACAGCAUGUGCUUAAUGUGCUGUCCCGAGCACAUCUUGAUGCCACCUCAGGACCUGGAUCUCUCAGUAGUGUUCUGAGACUUGAGAACCAUCACUGCUGUGUUGCCAGAAUCCCAGAACACGGCUCAAGGAGGCCAGGUUACCAGCUCGCCCGUGUUGACGGCUGAGGGUCCCGCAGCAGUUUGUACCUCCACAAACCACCUGCUUAGUUCACAGGAGUGCUGGAACCCUAUCUGCCCCACCAACUCUGAGAUAGGAAGUGUGUGUGCGUGUGUGUGUGUGCGUGUGCGUGUGCGUGUGUGUGUGUGUAUCAAGUUAUUUAUUGAAUAGAGUCUAGGUGCUCCCUGGUGUGGCUGCAGACUGCACACGUUCAGCCUUUGAGUUGGGUGUAUGGUCUGUACACCUGGCUAUAAGAAUAUUUUCUAUUUUUUUAAGUCAUUUCAUGUUUGUGUGGGGAAAGUGGGUUUCCUUUCACUGAUGUGGGCUGAGACAUUUGUGCAACCUUGACAUGAUCGGUAAAGACAGGUGAAAAGAAAUAAAAGCCUUUUUAUGUUCUUACAUUCUCGGCUCAAAAGCAGCAAGGGGUGGGCUGGGGA